Oreochromis aureus is the source of this 1136-nucleotide messenger RNA. Its product is annotated as NACHT, LRR and PYD domains-containing protein 1-like. The transcript has 3 exons. Gene Ontology annotation, molecular function: protein binding. The record is from RefSeq and is a predicted model, not a curated record. NCBI's taxonomy places the organism in Eukaryota, Metazoa, Chordata, Actinopteri, Cichliformes, Cichlidae. The coding region runs from base 92 to 715 and encodes 207 amino acids.
CUGUUUCACCAACAGGAAGACAGAGGUGCUGAAGAACUUCUUUGGGAAAAAAUAUAAAGAGACCUCUUUGGAUGGGUUUCUCAAGAGAGUCAUGAGAAAAUCCUUCCAGAGUAAAAAUGGCCACCUGGGCCUGUUUGUUCGCUUCCUUCAUGGCCUCUGUCUGGAGUCCAACCAGAGACUCUUAGUAGGUCUGCUGGGUCAGACAAAGACCAUCCAGAGAGUCAUCAACAACCUGAAGAAGAUGAGCGGUGAUGAAAUCUCUCCUGACAGAAGCAUCAACAUCUUCCACUGUCUGAUGGAGAUGAACCACCUCUCAUUAUUUCAGGAGAUCCAAGAGUUCCUGAAGUCAGAGAAGGAACUCUCUGAGAUCCAGUGCUCAGCUCUGGCCUUCAUGCUGCAGAUGUCAGAGGAGGUUCUGGAUGAGUUGGACCUGCUGAAGUACAACACAUCAGAGCGGGGACGACUGAGACUGAUUCCAGCUGUGAGGAACUGCAGAAAGGCUGGACUGACUUGGUGUGAACUCUCAGAGUCUCACUGUGAAGUUGUGGCCUCAGCUCUGAAGUCCAACCCCUCCCACCUGACAGAGCUGGACAUGAGUUGGAACAACCUGCAGGAUUCAGCAGUGAAGCUUCUGUGUGCUGGACUGGAGAGUCCAAACUGUCGACUGGAGACUCUGAGAAGUGACAGACUUGAGCAGGGUUCAUUUAAAGGCUGACAGAAGUGGAGUGGUGACGGGGAGAUGUUUGUCAGGACAGUGUUUCAGCCUCCACAGGUUCAUGUUGUGCUCCAUCAGUCAGUGAAGAUGAAGUCAGUGCUGAUGAGGCUGUAGAGUGUGUGAGGGAUGUGAAUGAGGAUGAUGAAGAUCUGAUGAUAGCAGAUAAAAACAGGCUGCAGAGACUUUGAGCCAUACAGGGCACACAGUGUGUGUACAGAACAGCUGAAAUCAUUCUGGAGGCCUCACUGGAAUAUGGAAGCAUCACAGUACAGCUUCACUAAAGUCUCUGAUAUGAGAUGAGAAAUGAAGCAGCCAGAGCUUUUUCAUGAGUGGAAAUCCACUGUGACUGUGAGCUGCUGCUACAGCCUCCAGAUUAGCCAGCAGCUCAUCCUGCUCAACAUUUUCUCACCAACUUUAAUGG